AUGUCGGAACCCAGUGAUUUGAGACAGAAAGCUAUAGAUGUUGUGAACCAGUACAUAGAGCCGGGGAUUGGAGCCGAAGGCUCAGCUCAACGGUACAGUGAAACAGGGACCAAGUAUGAUGAGUACAUGGUAGCCUAUGAGUACUCAGGCCCUCGAAGAGCAGCUGAAACUGUGGCAGAUCUUGCCAAAGGAAACUUUGAUGUCAAAAUCUUGGACAUUGGCGCUGGCACAGGACUUGUUGGUGUGGAGUUGGUCAAGCUUGGCUACAAGAACAUUGAUGCCGUGGACGCAGCUGAGGGUAUGCUGAAUGUUGCAAAGGAAAGGAAUAUUUAUGGGAAAAUUGUUUGCCAGUUCAUUGGAAAUGAAAAUCUCCCAUUUGAGGACAGAACUUAUGACUUCAUAGUCUCAUCUGGAGCAAUGCAAGAAAAUCACAUUCCUCGGGAAGCUUUCAGAGAUUUGAUUCGAGUUGUGAAACCAGGCGGUUACAUCGUGUCCGUGUUCAGAGCUAUAGCUGCCAACGCCCAGUGGUACAAGGAGGGUCUGGAAGUUUACUUUGCUCAGCUGGAGAAAGAAGGGCUGUGGAAGCUGCAUAAUCGGGAAAUUUUUCCUCGUUUUGUUUCUGAUAAAGAUGGACUAACUCUUGUUUAUCAAGUCCUGUAA
Messenger RNA from Candidula unifasciata, 660 nucleotides. The record is from the annotation of a GenBank genome assembly. Lineage: Eukaryota; Metazoa; Mollusca; Gastropoda; Stylommatophora; Geomitridae.